Messenger RNA from Apis mellifera (honey bee), 1791 nucleotides. Its product is annotated as luc7-like protein 3. The transcript has 2 exons. Lineage: Eukaryota; Metazoa; Arthropoda; Insecta; Hymenoptera; Apidae. Gene Ontology annotation, biological process: nucleosome assembly. The record is from RefSeq and is a predicted model, not a curated record. Gene Ontology annotation, cellular component: nucleosome. The coding region runs from base 224 to 895 and encodes 223 amino acids. Gene Ontology annotation, molecular function: DNA binding.
CGAUGAUUUUGGCAUAAUAAUUUCUUCAAAUUUUCUCGUGAUAAUUCUAAUCCAAGCGUAUCGUUUACAAGGCGUUCGUCUAAAUUACACGUAAAGCUCAAAUGCACAUUAUCAACAAGUUGGAAGCUGAAAGCUUUCUCGGUUCACCGAUUCCAAGAUCGGAUCGUGUAGAAACUUUCUUUGAAAAAAAAAGGAAAAAAAAAGCGGGAGACGUAAUUGGAAAAUGGGGAAGCAAACGCCCAAGAUGUCGUCCAGGGUGGUGAACGCCAUCAGGAAUCUGAGGGAGGCUCACGGGUCCACGUCGAAGGAGAUCAUGAAUUAUAUCAUGUCGCAGUGCAACGUUCACGAGUCCACCGUGAACAGACAGAUGCACGCGGCGUUGAAACGGGGUUUGGACUACGGUAUCCUGAAGAAGGCGAACGGCCACUAUUUUCUCAACACGGACCCGGAUUCCCAGCUCACGUCGAACAUGAUGCCGACCGAGCAGGCGAGAAGAAGGGGGCGAAGAAGACGGAGCAGGGGUCGGCGGAGAAGAGGUCGUCGAAGGAGGCGCAGGAGAAGCAGAAGGAGAGGGCGCAGAAGACGCAGAAGCAGUCGCCGUCGGCGGCGCUCGACGAGGAGGAGGGGCCGCGGGACGAGAAUGAGGCGGAUGGCGUGCACGAGAUGCAGGUGCACCAAGAGGACCAGGGACAUAGUCGCCCUGAAUAGUAAUCCGGUGGAGCAACUGACGGCCGAGGACAACGGGAUGUGCACGUGCGAGAAGGAGAGCAACAUGGAGACGCGGUCGAGGCACAGCAAGAGCCGCGAUCGGAGCAUGAGUCGGAGCCGAUCGUCGGCCAACAGCGAUCGGGAUGACGGGGCCAAUAAUCGGCGCGCGAACAUCGAGGAGGAUUAAUCGAUUCUCGAGGGAGAAGCGAGUCCGUUACCGUGUUCCAGCUUCCCGUCGUCAACGCGUUGCAUAGACCGUUCCCCCCCUCUCCUCCUGUGGAACGAUCGGUGCCGAGUGAAACCGUUCGCGUCUCCGAGUAUCAUCUGUCGUUCGUCACUUUUGUUUUUUCUUUUCCUUUCUUUCUUUCCUUCCUUUCUUUCUUUCUUUCUUUCCUUCUUUCUUUCUUUUCUUUUUUUAAAUCGUAUAGCUCCCUCUCUCUGUUCCUCUGUCGACAUAAAAUUCGUAUAUCAUUUUUAUCGAGUGAUUUAUCGAGUGAUGAAUGUGAUUUUCAACGAUCAUGUAAUAAUUGCGAUAUAUAAUAAAUUGGUAAUGUCCAGUUUCUAUUUUAUAACCAAAUUUUCUCUCAACUUUCCUCAAACUCGCGGGACAGUAUAACUUUAAUUAAUAAUAUUCGUAUCUUUCGGGGAGAAGACGAUUUCACGACGAUUCGAAUGGACGGAUGGAUGGAUGGAUGGAGGAAGAAGGCCUUGGCCGAGGUGGUCUGAAUGAAAGCAACGGCAAUAACUCUUCGAGCGGUAGAGUCGAGGCGGGUUAGAAAGCAUCGAGAAGCGAUUAGUGGUAUUUACCGGUCCCCACUGAGAGAGAGCCUGCCGAUUCCCGGUACCGUUCCGACGUCCCGCAGGGAUCCGCGUACGCGUCACAAUACCCCGCCGUCCAACUGCUCCCCAUUCUCCGCCAGGACUCUCUCGGAUGUCACGCUUCCCAUCGAGGCCCCCUAUUAAUAAUCUUCUAACGGUGAUCAUUUCUGACCAAUUUUUCCACCCGAAACGUUCAUUUGAACUUCUUUCCUAAACUCGUUCGAAUGGAUCGACUAUUUCCUAUCCUAUAUCCGCGACUCGAUU